Molecule: messenger RNA, 2600 nt
Organism: Coregonus clupeaformis (lake whitefish)
Lineage: Eukaryota; Metazoa; Chordata; Actinopteri; Salmoniformes; Salmonidae
Product: thromboxane-A synthase
Exons: 14
Coding region: 133-1812 (559 amino acids)
Molecular function (GO): heme binding; oxidoreductase activity, acting on paired donors, with incorporation or reduction of molecular oxygen; iron ion binding
Source: RefSeq, a predicted model, not a curated record
AGAACUACAAUACGUAUUCUUCUCUUCUGUGUCAACAACCAGAAGUGGUCUAACAACUAUAGUCUACAAUCAAGUAAAAACGAGGAGGUAUUUGGCCGGUGUUAGUGUUGGUCUGAGGUGGUGAUCGGCAUCAUGGAGGUGGUUAUGAACAUCCUGAAGAUGCCAGUGCCCAGUGGAGUGUCUGUGUCCCUGGGCCUGUUCAUGAUCUUCCUGGCUCUGCUCUACUGGUAUGCUACAUUCCCCUAUUCAGCCCUGGCUCGAUGUGGAAUCAGGCACCCCAAACCGUCCCCGUUCUUUGGGAACAUGUUUCUAUUUCGUCAGGGCUUUUUCGGUGUUCACACGGACCUGAUUCACAAGUAUGGGAGAGUAUGUGGAUACUAUCUAGGCCGGAGGCCCGUGGUGGUGGUAGCUGACCCUGACAUGCUCAGACAGAUCAUGGUAAAGGACUUCAGCACCUUCCCCAACAGAAUGACGAUCCGUGCUGCCACUAAGCCCAUGAGUGACUGUCUGCUGAUGCUGAGGAACGAGCGCUGGAAGAGAGUACGCAGCAUCCUCACCCCCUCCUUCAGCGCAGCCAAGAUGAAAGAGAUGGGUCCACUGAUCAACAUGGCCACGGACACCCUGCUCACUAACCUGAAUGGACAUGUCGAGUCUGGAGAGAGCUUUGACAUUCACAGGUGUUUUGGCUGUUUCACCAUGGACGUCAUAGCUAGCGUGGCCUUUGGCACCCAGGUGGACUCUCAGAAGGACCCAAAUGACCCGUUUGUUCACCACGCCCAGAAGUUCUUCUCUUUCUCCUUCUUCAGACCCAUCAUGUUCGUCUUCAUUGCUUUCCCAUUCCUGGCUCCUCUGGCCCGGGUCCUCCCCAACAAGAGGAGGGAUGAGAUGAACAACUUCUUCAUCAACUGCAUCCAGAAGAUCAUCAGACAGAGAGAUGAGCAGCCUGUUGAAGAGCGCCGGCGAGACUUCCUGCAGCUGAUGCUGGACACACGCAGCACCAAGGAAUGUGUGUCUCUUGAACACUUUGAUGUGGUGAACCAUGCCGAUGAACUGGCCCACACACACCACUCCGAGGAGCAAGAAAAUGGCGGCGUCGGCAGCCACGAGUCGCCCAACAGGCGCUCGGUCCAGACCCAGAAGAGGAUGAUGUCGGAGGAUGAGAUAGUGGGUCAAGCGUUUGUGUUCUUCCUGGCAGGGUACGAGACCAGUAGCAACACCUUGGCCUUCACCUGCUACCUCCUGGCUCUACACCCAGAGUGUCAGAGCAAACUACAGGCUGAGGUGGAUGACUUCUUCACCAGAUAUGAUUCACCAGAUUACACCAAUGUGCAGGAUCUGAAAUAUCUAGACAUGGUCAUAUCAGAGGCUCUGCGACUCUAUCCUCCUGGUUUCAGAUUUGCCCGGGAUGUAGACGAGGACUGCAUGGUCAAUGGACAGUUCCUACCGAAGGGAGCCAUUCUGGAGAUCCCUGCAGGCUAUCUACAUUAUGAUCCAGAGUACUGGCCAGAGCCAGAGAAGUUUAUCCCUGAGAGGUUCACAGCAGAGGCAAAGGCCAGCAGACACCCGUUUGUUUACCUGCCGUUUGGGGCGGGGCCCCGCAGCUGUGUGGGCAUGAGGCUGGCCCAGCUGGAGAUCAAGAUGGCCCUGGUGCACGUCUUCAGGAAGUUCAACAUCGUGGCCUGCACAGACACUAAGGUUCCUCUGGAGUUGAAGUCUCACACCACUCUCGGUCCUAAGAAUGGCAUCUAUGUGACAAUCACUAAAAGAGAGACAGAUGGAGAACCAGUGACUCACCCUGCAGAAGAAGAAUAGAAGCUCUGUUCUCCUUUAUCUGCUCUUAUGACUCUUAUGAAACUGAUACAUUAUCCAUCCAAUGACUGCUUAUUUUAAGGAUAAACAUAAAGUAGCAUUAACCUAGCCUGGUCCCAGACCGGUUUGGCGUUGUCCCUUUAAAUAGUUGGCAAGACAGCACAAACAGAUCUAGGACCAGGCUAGCAUUAACCUCUUCUUAACUAGAAAUUCUAAAUUAAAAUGCCUAUCCUCUGUCCCUGUGUCUUGAUCCCCAAUGGACUGGGCUGAAGAUCUGGACUGAAUGUGAAGUGAACAGAGGAGCAGCAGCAUUACUAUGCUCCCAUGGUAAAUGACAAUUAGCCAGGGGCGGCUCACCUUUUAAACAGGCAGUGUGCUGGACAGAGGUCAACACCUCAUCAAGGCCCCUGAGGCCCCUGCCAAUGGCACAUCGAGCGUCACGGUGAUUCUGCAGGACUAGCAAGAGAGAGCGAUAGAGAGAGAAGCAGGCUGGGCGAAAUCACGUUGCUCAUGUCUCCGCCCUAAAAAUGGGAGUCGUUGUCCCAAAGGUGGGAAGGCAGGCGACAAGUUUAGGUCCAAAAUAAGUCCAUAGAAACGCAUUGGGCUUAUUUGGGCGAGAGUGAAACCUCUCGCUUCGCCUCUUCCUCUCUGGCUGGGGGAGGGGAAGACUGUGGAAAAGGCUGUUCUGAUUACAAUAGAACAACACACUUUGACCUCUGUAUAAAUUCAUAUUGGACUAUUGAUAUUAACAUGCCCGUGAACUAUUAAAUCAUCACUGUAUGUCUAAUAAA